ACACUGGAGUGUACAUCAGCAGCCGACUACAGACACAGCCAUGAACUCAGCCGUCAUUGCUUUCCUCACCUGCCUGCUUGUCCUCUGUGUACAAGGACAACCAGGCCACAGUUCUAGUAAAUGCAUGUGUGAUAGUUACGUCGGCCCGAUCCACCGAAGGUUCAUCAAGGGAAUACCAGUCAUACACAACCCAAGUAUCUACUGUUCAAAGACAGAGAUUAUUAUCACAACAACAGCAGAUAACCAGAAGUGUGUGGAUCCAGAGUCACGGCUGGGAAAACACAUUCUUGAAAAAAUGAGCAAGUUGAGGAAGAACAGAGCUGCGAGCACGACGACCACUUCCAGCCAAACUAGUACUCAGAGCUCAAUCAGUCUCCACACUACCUCCACCAUGUAGAGCUGCUGUAUCUUCACUGAAACCCUGAAUCAGCUGUUUC
Messenger RNA from Scomber scombrus (Atlantic mackerel), 437 nucleotides. Its product is annotated as growth-regulated alpha protein-like. The transcript has 4 exons. Gene Ontology annotation, biological process: chemokine-mediated signaling pathway; inflammatory response; cellular response to lipopolysaccharide. The coding region runs from base 41 to 397 and encodes 118 amino acids. Gene Ontology annotation, molecular function: CXCR chemokine receptor binding; chemokine activity. The record is from RefSeq and is a predicted model, not a curated record. Gene Ontology annotation, cellular component: extracellular region. NCBI's taxonomy places the organism in Eukaryota, Metazoa, Chordata, Actinopteri, Scombriformes, Scombridae.